Messenger RNA from Panicum virgatum (switchgrass), 2064 nucleotides. RefSeq lists its product as uncharacterized. NCBI's taxonomy places the organism in Eukaryota, Viridiplantae, Streptophyta, Magnoliopsida, Poales, Poaceae. Bases 475 to 1791 code for a protein of 438 amino acids. Gene Ontology annotation, molecular function: protein binding. The transcript is spliced from 4 exons. The record is from RefSeq and is a predicted model, not a curated record.
AGCGACGGAGGCGGCGAUCGUGGCGGUUGCGGCGGAGACGCUCUGGAGGCCAAUAAAUCUGGUGUCUCUUCUGGGUGUGGUGGCCGUCAUCGGCGGUUCUUCCUCCAGGAUGGUGCGCGGCUUGUUUUGCUCGGCUUCUUCUUGGGCGGUUCCUUCGUUGGUGAGUUGCAUGUGAGCCUUUUGUUGCCCCCUCUUUACAUUUUUGUCUAUGUCUAUAAAUGAUGCUGGCACCCUGCGUUCUCCGAAAAUCAACUGAUCCUCUUUUCGCACUCCCAUCCCCUGCCGCGCGGCCCUCGUGACCGACGUACGUGAAAGCGCGGUAGCAGUUCCAUCACCGGUACUCUGGCGCGCCGCUGCACUUAUUGCCGUCACUCACCUCACCUCCCUUACCCGUAAAGUCACUCGCGCGUCUCCAUACUCCAUCAAUCGAGCUAGCUUCCACAAAAGCUUGCAUACACAGAUACUUGUACGUACAUGGGCAAGAAGCCCGGCGGCUCCGGCGCCGCCGCCGGGUGGCUGGCCACGGUCCGGAAGGUCUUCAAGAAUUCCAAGGACCAGCGCCAGUCCAAGAAGAAGGGCGGCGAGGUGGAGGGCACCGCGGGCGGCGAGGCGGCAGAGAUUGUCUCCUUGGACCACUUUCCGACGGCCGAGACUUCGCCGGAGGUGACGAAUGAUGGCAGCGGCGCCGUGCUCUGGAGGGAGAAAGGAGAGCACGAGGAGGUGGCGGGUGCCAGGAAGGGCCGCCGGGGCAUGGGAGCAUUGACUACGGCAGCGGCGAGGACGGCCACCGCGCGCGGGAGGGCUGGCAGCAGGGAGGAGCGAGCCGCCGUGCGCAUCCAGGCGUUCUACCGGGGAUACUUGGCGAGGCGAGCCCGGCGCGCGCUGCGGGGGCUGGUGCGGCUGCAGGCGCUGGUGCGCGGCCACCAGGUGCGGCGCCAGGUCCACCUCACCAUGCGCUGCAUGCAGGCGCUCGUCCGCGCGCAGGCCCGCGUCCGUGCCCGCCGCCUCACCUCCCACCCCCAGCGCCGUCGUCCCGGCAUUCUUGCGGACCUCGUCCCCAGCCAGCAGCGCGAGACGCCGGCCGCUGUACAGGUGCAUCAGGCUCCUCAACGGCACAGCAGCGCCAGCCAUUCCCUGGAGGGAAGAAGAAGGUGGGACGCCGUUCAGGCUGACGAUGGCAUGCCGCGCCGGCACGACGCGGUGGCCGCGGUUUGGGGCGAGAGGGCCCCUGCCUACGAAGCAUACGGAUUGCAGCAUCAGCGGCAGCUCGAAGAAUUAAAAGACAGCAGGGAUGAGCGCCGCGGCGGCUGGCACUGGCUGGCGGACUGCCACACCGGCGUGCAGCCAAAGCAGGACAUCCAGCACGGACCGGCCGAGACGUCCUACGUGACUGCGGCUGCCACCGAAGGCGUCUCGGAGAACACUGUUGAGAUGGAGGACUCCAGGAGGAAGAGCCCGACGAGGGACCUCUACCCGGUCCGUCAACCGUCUAUCGAUAUCCCGGGUUACAUGGUAGCGACGCAGUCGGCGCGUGCCAAGGCUCGCAUCGCGCUACCGGCUGCUCCGAGGGCAGGCUCCCGGAGCCGGUCCAGAUCGGGGACGACGCUCAGUGGUGCUUCGACGACGUCCACAGCAAACUUAGGCUGGAGCAUGAGCCACAAUGGUGGCAACGGCGGCUGCGCCAGCGCCAGUGCGCCACAGCAGAGAGCUGGGCAUAGCCCGGAGUCUAGCUGCAGUGGUGACCGGACGCCAACAGUAUUAGGCGGCCGAAGCAGGCUGGCCUUUGUUUGAGCUUGCCAUGAAAAUGAUCAUGUACAAGGGCUUGGCGCAAUGCUAAGAGUGGAAAGUGUUUUCUCGUUACAUGUUUAGCAAUUUGUACUAAAAAACACUACUGGAAACCGAUUUUUUUCUAUGCGUGUCAAAUUUUCCUGAGUGUUUUUUCAAGUACGCACAGGGAAAUCAUAACUUUUCUCGUUACAUGUUUAGCAAUUUGUACUAAAAUGCACAAUGUGAUUGUUGUUAUUUUCUAAAAUCAUAACAGGCACUUGAUAUUAUUAGACUGUA